CCUGCAUGUGACAAGUCAAACACAAGAUACAUAGUGAUACAACCCACCAGACAAUACAAUGUCAAUAGUAUGCUACAGCAUGAAGAAGACUGUGGGGGUGCUUCUCUCGGUGAGCCUGCAAAAUCUGCUCUAUCUCUUCGUCAAUAUCGUUGGUUGAUUCAAUCUAGGAGAAAGAGGUCCAUGUCAGAUGACGCGAGAAACACAGAGUAAUUCUCACCGCAGUGGCAAGAUCGACUAUCGCCUUCCCUGCUAUGUGGGCCUCUUCGUGAUUAUCUUUGAUUUCCAAAUUAAUUAUAUGAACGGGCUUGUUGAAAUCUCCACCUCGAGUCAGAAGAUCUAACGAAACGAUACCUCAGCAACAAUUCCACGUUUCUCAUAUCAUGAAAUUGCACUUACCAUCACAGACAGCGUCAAAACAACGCUCUUCGCAAGUUAUCACGACGUCUGCCACCGUCCUAGUGUCCUGCCAUCGCUCGGGAGCUACUUUAAUUUUCCGAUUACGAUCCAGCAUUUGAAGUAGACCGUUGGCAGUGUAACUAUUGGAACGCGUGAAUGAACACCUGGUUCACAUCGGCAUCUCUUCGUCCACUCACAGUCGAGGAUCCUUAUUGUGCAGUUCUUCGUAAAUGUCAUUGUAUGGGGUACCAAAGGGGUAUAUGUUGGGCUUGUCUAUGGCAGGACCCGGAAGUCUAACAGCAGAUCCAGUUCCAGAUGAGAUUACACGAAAACCAGCUUUGCUAUGCCAUCUGUCAGCGUUAUGGAUUAAGAGAAAGUCAAUAUUGAAUAUGUCAUCGAAAACAAACAACGAAUGGCGACAAGUUCCCACCUGAUUGCUCGCGCAGACUACACAGAAAAGAGGUCUUGGCUUAUAGAUAGAUGAAUUAUUUGAUGGUAGUGAUUGUUGUGGCAAAGAAGAAGCAUCUUGAGCCUCUUGCGCUAGUUGUUCAUUUGAUACAGGACCAGAUGAAUAUUGCAUGGGCGGAUAUUGCGAGUAUGAGCUUGUACUUGGUUGUGGAUAUGAUGAGGUCGGCGGUUGUUGGGACGGAGGAGUUGGCUGUUGUGGUGGCGUUGGCACAGGUGAAUUUGAGUGGGGUCGCUGCUGCAAGCGAGGAUCCAUACGAGCCAAACGAGGAUCACGCGCCCUUCGAGGAUCCAUGGUUGUUGCUUGACGUUAUGGGGCAGUAACUGACUUCACAAACUGAAAAGUCGUGUAAUGAGCUCAGUGCACUUGGCAAUGAAAAUACAAGGUAAACUUCAGCAGUAUCUAGAACAUUUUUCUGUCUCCUUCUCGACCCAGCUGAGUGGUUACUUCGCAGGUCGAUGCAAGAUUCCACUCUGAAUCAUCACUAGAGUAGCUGAAUGGAACGAAG
Somion occarium is the source of this 1370-nucleotide messenger RNA. Lineage: Eukaryota; Fungi; Basidiomycota; Agaricomycetes; Polyporales; Cerrenaceae. The record is from the annotation of a GenBank genome assembly.